AUGAGCUGGGACCUGGUCGACCAUUUCAAGCUCGAUGCGCAGAUCCACGCCGACCACACCGUCCACGUGGAGCGGGUGUCGGAUCCCGCCCGGGGCGUGCGGACGGUCGAGGUCCAGAAGAGAUGGGACAGGCUAAGACACAUCGGCCACGGGGCGUUUGGCGAGGUCUGGCUCGAGACGUGCACGGAGCACGAUCAGCACAAUCAGCAGCAGGUGAGGGCGGUCAAGAGGAUCCAGAAGCGCCGCAUGGAGUCGGUCAACAUUGACUACAGGAGAGAACUGUUGGCGCUGGCGAAGGUUUCUAGGCGUCAAGAUCUGUUUGUGACGCUCCAUGGAUGGUACGAGGACGACGACUGCGUCUUUCUCGCCAUGGAAUACCUCCCCCACGGUGACUUGACAGACUAUAUUGCUCGAGGCAUCACCGAGGACGGCGCAAGGACCAUCUGCGAACAAUUACUCGAGGGCUUAGGCUUCAUGCACGGCAUUGGAUUCACCCACCGCGAUCUAAAGCCUCAGAACAUUUUCGUGGUGGCCAAGGCGCCUCAAUGGUGGGUCAAGAUCGGCGACUUUGGCAUCUCCAAGCGCGUCGCCUCCGACCAGACGGCACUCCGGACGCAAGUCGGAACAGAACUCUUUCAAGCUCCCGAGGUAUUGGGUUACGUGGAAGAGGCCGAAGAGACGUCCGAAUACACUAACGCCGUCGACAUCUGGUCCCUAGGUUGUGUCGUAUACUAUAUGCUCUCCCAGGUAAUCCCUUUCGCCGGGCGUUAUGCUCUGAACAGGUAUUGCUCCGGCAGAGGUCCGUUUCCGGCCGACGCCCUCCGCAAAAGGGAAGUGAGUGACGAGGGCAUCCUGUUUGUCCAGGAGCUCUUGAACCCUCAUCCGUCGCAACGUCUGGCCGCGGGACCUGCUUCCCAACAUGCCUGGUUCCAAGCGUCGCUGCCGGCGGAGGUCACGAACGGUAAGGCGCGAGGGGACGAUCACGAGGUGUACACCGUAACAACGGCGCUGCAAGAAACUUGCUUGACCACAAGACAACCUUCAGCUCCGGAAACGCAAAUACGCAUUGUGCCGCACCCCGCAAAACAGGACGAAGCAGAGCGGGCUCCCCGUCGAGAAGACGUACCCCAGCCUUCCGUGGAGGCGGUGGAGGAAGGAUGGCUUCGUGUUGAGCCUGGCUACGAGGAAACGGCUACCGAUGUAGAGGUCACGGCUGAAGCGGAACUUGAGAACCGUGUCCCAGGAGACACCGCAUUGGUGCCAGAAGCUGUCGACCGUAUCGCAUCUGCUGCCAGUCCAGGAGAUCACAACUUGGACGAGCAACGGAAUCAGGAGGAAGCAAGCCCUGAAACCUUCCAAGCUUGGGAGGCGAAGCUGGACGAGGCUGAAGAGGCACUGGCCCGAGCCAGAGCUGGGACGGAAGAGGACGAAACACUGAUCGAAAUUGAACAGAGGCUAGCUAGCGCAAGGGCUCUGUUGAAUGAGAGCAAAAAGAGAGCCGCGGCGGCAGCUCCGGCUCCGCCGCCAGAAGUGUUGGCUCCUGUGCGGUUCCAUGAUGCGAUUGGGCGCAUAUAUGCCUUUCCUUUCGAAAGGUGCCGUAGGUGGAAGGACAUGGAAGCUCUGAUCGUCUCGGCCUUUUCGAUGAUCGAGCCCAUCGAAGAACAUAUCGCGGCGGGAAAAUACGACCUAGUUGGAGAUCUUGGCGUGAUCAUUAUGCCUGACUACUGGGAAUCGACCAUCAAGCCCGGCAUGCACAUCUCAAUGCGCAUGUAG
This is a messenger RNA of Fonsecaea erecta, 1773 nucleotides long. RefSeq lists its product as hypothetical. Lineage: Eukaryota; Fungi; Ascomycota; Eurotiomycetes; Chaetothyriales; Herpotrichiellaceae. The transcript is spliced from 4 exons. The record is from RefSeq and is a predicted model, not a curated record. Gene Ontology annotation, cellular component: nucleus; cytoplasm. Gene Ontology annotation, molecular function: calmodulin binding; calcium/calmodulin-dependent protein kinase activity; calcium-dependent protein serine/threonine kinase activity. Gene Ontology annotation, biological process: peptidyl-serine phosphorylation; intracellular signal transduction; protein autophosphorylation. The coding region runs from base 1 to 1773 and encodes 590 amino acids.